AUGCGUGAGAAAGAGCUGCUUGGUGUGGCCAAUUGUGGUGGUCACUUCUACAUUGCGACCUAUGGCAUCAAGAUCGAGCAGUCCGCAAACACUUUCAUUGCAUGGCAGCCUGCCCAUGCACAUGGUACGAGCUUGAUUGGGCAUGGGCCACCGAGCAAGGAUUCCCCGCCAUCCGCACAGCAGGGUCUCAGCUUCGUUAGCAGCAUGCGCUUGGCAUCCACAUGGAGGAAGUACAAGGCCAAUGAGCUGACACGGGAGGAGGCAGAAGCGGAUUAUAUCCGAGGAUUGGAGGAUGACACAGAUGCUUGA
This is a messenger RNA of Fomitopsis serialis, 309 nucleotides long. RefSeq lists its product as uncharacterized. Lineage: Eukaryota; Fungi; Basidiomycota; Agaricomycetes; Polyporales; Fomitopsidaceae. The coding region runs from base 1 to 309 and encodes 102 amino acids. The transcript has a single exon. The record is from RefSeq and is a predicted model, not a curated record.